CUAUUUAUGACCGCCACCCCGGACCAUCUCCUUCCUUUAUAACGUAACGGUCAACUAUUAAAUAUAAAUUUAUAGGUAUUUAUCGCUGAUUUUUUUUUUCUGGAUAAAUUAUGAAAAGAUUUGGAUCAAUGUGAUUAUAAAACAUAGCUCUAAGUUAAUCCAGAAAAUAAAAAAUAAUAAAAACGAGGUUUUUAUGGGAGAUAAAAAUCGAAUUUUAGGAAGAAUGUAGAACAAGGAAAUUCCUAUUUAGUGCAAGUAAUUUAACGGACCUCACCUUUUUAUGAUUGGCUAGGUUUCAAAAACUACCUAAAUUUUUAGGAGUUACGCUUAAUAAAUGUUUGGUAUUUUUAGAUAGAAUAUUUCUGUAUCUCAAACUUAGGCAGAGUAAUAUAUCAACGCCAUUUAAUAAGUAGGAUUAUUAAAAGGCAGACUAUGACGGAGAAAUCCCAUGACAGAGACUUAUAGAAGUUAUCGAGAAGCUAUAUGUGCUCCGAUGCGAACAGGGGAGAGGGCAGAACUAGUAGGGGAGGCACAAUAGAGCAGCUGCAGGCAAUGAGGGGUUCAUCGGGAUUACUGGCCCUAUAUUGCCUCCAGCAGAAAUAUCUCCAGCGGGCACUCUUCUCCAGCUUGCAAUGGAUCAUGGAGGGAAACCUGGCCUGGAGGAAUGGAAAAGCCAACAGAUCCAUCACCAAUAACAAGAAUGCUCCAACUCCCUAAUAGCUCUAUCUCACACUACAUUUAGAUUCAGAAUAUAUAGAAUAUCUAAAGGAGUUGUUCUCGUAUUUCAAUAGUUUUGAGUAAAGUCAUUUUAUUGAUAUUUCUAGUUGCAAAAAUUUAUAAUAUCUGUACAUACAGUGAG
This is a messenger RNA of Nezara viridula (southern green stink bug), 859 nucleotides long. NCBI's taxonomy places the organism in Eukaryota, Metazoa, Arthropoda, Insecta, Hemiptera, Pentatomidae. The record is from the annotation of a GenBank genome assembly.